Rhodotorula graminis WP1 is the source of this 877-nucleotide messenger RNA. RefSeq lists its product as uncharacterized. The transcript is spliced from 6 exons. Bases 60 to 659 code for a protein of 199 amino acids. Gene Ontology annotation, cellular component: small-subunit processome; nucleolus. NCBI's taxonomy places the organism in Eukaryota, Fungi, Basidiomycota, Microbotryomycetes, Sporidiobolales, Sporidiobolaceae. The record is from RefSeq and is a predicted model, not a curated record.
CCUCCCUCGCCGACGCCGUCCAGCUCGCCACUUCUCCGCCCUCAUCUCUCUCGCCCGCCAUGGGUCGCGGCGGCUCGUCCAGCGGUCAGCGCAAGACCAGGGCCUUCGCCCAGGUCAAGCGCAUGGUCAACCCGAACGACAUGCGCCUCAAGGCCAACCAGGAAAAGGCCAAGAAGGCCGAGGAGGACAAGAAGGAGAAGGAGGUCAACCGAGUCGACGCCAUGCCGACCUCGCUCUUCUUCUCGCACAACGAGGCCCUCGUUCCGCCCUACCGCGUCAUCGUCGACACCAACUUUAUCAACCUGAGCCUCGAGAACCGGGUCGACAUCGUCAAGUCCAUGAUGGACGUCCUCUACGCCAAGGCCAUUCCGUGCAUCUCUGACUGCGUCCUCGCCGAGCUCGAGAAGUUGGGCCACCAGUACCGCCUCGCUCUCCGCGUCGCGCGCGACCCGCGCUUCGAGCGCCUCCCGUGCUCGCACAAGGGCACCUACGCCGACGACUGCAUCGUGAACCGCGUCACGCAGCACCGGUGCUAUAUCGUCGCGACGUGCGACCGGCAGCUCCGCAGGCGGUUGCGCAAGGUCCCUGGCGUGCCGCUCAUGUACAUCGCCAAGAAGCGCUACGCCAUCGAGCGCCUCCCCGACCAGGCCAUCGGCUAGUGCACUCCGCACUCGCACGUCCUCUCGCUCGGCUCGGCGGCGUCUCGAGUUCGGCGGCGUGGACGCGCGCACGCGCGAGGGCGGCGGCUCCCGCCCCGAGGCCCUUUCUUGGCUCUGCCGCGCGCCGGUCAACGGUUGCGCCCUGUCCGCUCUCUCCUCCUCCCUUCUGUUUGUUUCCAGUAGUGCACUAGAUCUCUCGCAACGCGUCGUUCCUCUUC